ACUACUACUACUACUACUCCCACUUCAUCUCUCUUCUCCCCAAAACCAACAAACCAAAAAUGGAUGAGGAGCUUUGAACUCCAAACACAAUCAACAAUCCUACAAUCCAAACUCAACUCAACUCCCAUUCCCACCACUUCUGGUCUCUAAUUUCCCACCAAAAUGCAUCCCCAUUUCCAAAGACACAACCUUUCCUCCCUCUUGUUUAUCUCCAUACUAGUUCUUCUCCCCCUAGCAACCCCAGAUCUGAGGUCCGACCGCUCCGCCCUCCUCACCCUCCGCUCGGCCGUCGGCGGCCGGACCCUCCUCUGGGACAUCACCAAGACCAGCCCAUGUUCCUGGGCCGGAGUCAACUGCGACGACGACCGCGUCACUGUCCUUCGUCUCCCUGGUGUAGCUCUCCACGGCACCAUUCCCACUGGCAUCUUCUCCAAUUUGACUGCUCUCCGUACUCUCAGUCUUCGUCUCAAUGCUCUCACCGGCCCUCUCCCCUCAGAUCUCUCCGCCUGUGUUACUCUCCGUAACCUCUACUUACAAGGCAACUUGUUCUCCGGUGACAUCCCUGAGUUUCUCUACACUUUACAUGACCUUGUCCGCCUCAACUUGGCUUCCAACAACUUCUCCGGCGAGAUCUCACCGGCAUUCAACAACCUCACUCGGUUGAGAACUAUCUACCUCGAAAACAACCACCUUUCUGGGUCUAUCCCUACGUUAGACCUUCCCAAGCUCCAGCAGUUCAACGUUUCGAACAAUAAGCUUACUGGGUCUAUUCCCAAGGACCUACGUUCUUACAAAGCGAGCUCUUUUGUCGGCAACUCACUCUGCGGAGGACCUCUCGGUGCUUGUCCGGGGGAGGUGGACAAUGGGGACGUCAACUUGGAUGGGAGCAAGAAAGAGAGCAAGCUUUCCGGUGGAGCCAUUGCCGGUAUAGUGAUUGGAUCUGUGGUCGGGUUUAUAUUGAUCGUCGUGAUUUUGUUCCUUCUCUGCCGGAAGAAGAGCAGCAAGAAGAGCAGCUCGGUCGACAUUGCCAGGACAGUGAAGCAGCCGGAGGUGGAGAUUCCGGGGGAGAAGCAGCCGGAGUUGGAGAGUGGUGGUGGUUAUGGAAAUGCGUACUCGGUGGGAGCGGCGGCCGCGGCGGCGAUGGUGGGAAGUGGGAAGAGUGAAGCUAGUAGUGGUGCUGGAGCUAAGAAGUUGAUAUUUUUCGGAAAUGGGCCGAGGGUGUUUGAUCUGGAGGACUUGUUGAGAGCCUCGGCGGAGGUUUUGGGGAAGGGGACGUUUGGGACGGCGUACAAGGCGGUUUUGGAGGCCGGGACGGUGGUGGCGGUGAAGAGGCUUAAGGAUGUGACCAUUACAGAGAAGGAGUUUAAGGAAAAGAUUGAAUCUGUUGGAGCUAUGGAUCAUGAGAGUUUGGUUCCUUUGAGAGCUUAUUAUUUCAGCAAAGAUGAGAAGCUUCUUGUCUAUGAUUACAUGUCCAUGGGAAGCUUAUCUGCGCUUUUGCAUGGAAACAAAGGAGCAGGAAGAACUCCAUUGAACUGGGAAAUCCGGUCAGGCAUUGCCCUUGGAGCUGCCCGUGGAAUUGAAUACUUACAUUCUCAAGGCUCCAAUGUCUCUCAUGGUAACAUCAAGUCCUCCAACAUCCUGCUCACAAAAUCCUAUGAGGGUCGUGUUUCUGAUUUUGGCUUAGCACACCUUGUUGGCCCCUCCUCCACUCCCAACAGAGUUGCUGGAUACAGAGCACCAGAGGUGACUGAUCCUCGCAAGGUUUCACAGAAGGCCGAUGUUUACAGCUUCGGGGUACUGCUGUUGGAGCUACUCACUGGGAAGCCCCCAACCCAUGCUCUCUUGAAUGAGGAAGGAGUUGACCUUCCAAGGUGGGUUCAGUCCAUAGUCAAAGAAGAGUGGACCUCUGAGGUUUUCGAUCUUGAGCUCCUGAGGUACCAGAACGUCGAGGAGGAGAUGGUUCAGCUUUUGCAACUUGCGAUAGAUUGUUCAGCGCAGUAUCCUGAUAAACGCCCUUCAAUAUCUGAAGUGACAAGGCGCAUUGAGGAGCUACGCCGUUCUACAUUGCGAGAAGGUCAGCCGGAUGCUGUCCAUGACAUUGACGAUGGGUCUUCGCGAUGAGUUGAUCUGUGCCUCUCCCCACAACCAUUUUCUCCAUUGAUUUGUAGUACCUUGUCUGCUUUCUUGUGCCCCUUUCUUCCAUCUAUCAUUGUACUAGUUUUUACAUUUUGAUUAAUACACUUUUGGGGUGGAUAUCUGUU
Messenger RNA from Argentina anserina (silverweed cinquefoil), 2261 nucleotides. Its product is annotated as probable inactive receptor kinase At1g48480. The record is from RefSeq and is a predicted model, not a curated record. Gene Ontology annotation, biological process: protein phosphorylation. Lineage: Eukaryota; Viridiplantae; Streptophyta; Magnoliopsida; Rosales; Rosaceae. The transcript is spliced from 2 exons. Gene Ontology annotation, molecular function: protein binding; protein kinase activity; ATP binding. Bases 163 to 2121 code for a protein of 652 amino acids.